AUGCCGUGCCACCUCCCCUCCGCCAGCCGCCGCCUCCUCUGCACCACCACCACCGCGGGGGCCCACUCCUCCUCAUCCCACCACCUCCUCGCCCUGCCGCCCCUCGAGCCGUCCCCCGCCGCCGACGAGCUGGCCCGCCUCCUGCUCGCGCACCACAACCCCUUCCACCCGGCCGAGUCGCCGCUCCAGAUCCUCUCCGGCGGGGGCGUCUCCCUCACCGGGGGCCUCCUCGUCCAGCUCCUCCUCCGCCUCCGUGGCGCCUCCAAGGUCGCGCUGUCGCUCCUCCACGCCGCGCGGCUCCACCCUUCCGCCGCCGCCUCCCCGCCCACCACGGCCGACGCCUACGACGCCGUCGUGGACGCCCUCGGCCGCGCGCACCAGUUCGACGCCGCGUGGAGGCUCGUCGUCGAGGCCGCGGCCGACGGCGCCGCCACCCCACGCACGUUCGCGGUGCUCGCGAGGAGGUACGUCGCCGCCGGGAUGACGCGGCAGGCCGUGCGCGCGUUCGACGACAUGGAGGCGUUCGUCGGGAGGGAGCCCGACGCCGCCGAGUUCACCACGUUGCUCGACACCCUCUGCAAGUACAAGUAUCCAAAAGUUGCAGCGGAAGUAUUCAAUAAAAGAAAAUACAAGUAUGAACCAAAUGAAAAGAUGUACACUGUUCUAAUUUAUGGCUGGUGCAAGGUAAAUCGAAAUGACAUGGCUCAGAAGUUUCUAAGAGAUAUGAUUGAUCAUGGGAUAGAACCCAACAUAGUUACAUACAACAUUCUCCUCAAUGGUAUUUGUAGGCAUGCAAGCUUGCACCCUGAUUACAGGUUUGAUAGAACUGUUCGUGCAGCUGAGGAUCUCUUGAAGGAGAUGCGUGAAAGGGGAAUCGAACCGGAUGUUACAAGCUACUCUGUCAUCCUGCAUGUUUAUAGUCGUGCACAUAAACCUGAACUGUGUCUCUGUAUGUUCCACUCGAUGAAAGAGAGUGGGAUUUGUCCCACGGUGGCAACCUACACUUCUGUGAUCAAGUGUCUUGCUUCCUGUGGGAGACUGGAAGAUGCUGAGAGCUUGCUUGAUGAGAUGACAAGUGAGGGAGUAUGCCCCUCACCGGCCACGUACAACUGCUUCUUUAAAGAGUAUCGAGGGAGAAAAGAUGUGAAUAGUGCCCUACAACUAUACAAGAAGAUGAAAGCCCCUAAUUCACCAACUGCACCUGAUAUUCACACUUACAACAUACUGCUUGGAAUGUUUAUUAAGUUGAACCGACAUGGCACUGCUAUGGAAGUUUGGAAUGAUAUGUGUGAAGGCACUGUUGGUCCUGAUCUUGAUUCAUAUACCCUGUUGAUUCAUGGUUCAUGUGACAAUAAGAAAUGGAGGGAGGCAUGCCAGUUUUUCAUGGAAAUGAUAGAGAAAGGUUUUCUUCCCCAUAAGGUCACCUUUGAGACACUAUAUCGUGGUUUAAUACAAGCAGACAUGUUAAGGACAUGGAGAAGGCUGAAGAAAAGGGUUGAUGAAGAAGCAGCAAAAUUUGGUGAAGAGUUCAAACCAUAUCACAUCCAGCCUUACAAGAGGUGAUCCCGCCACCAUUGGAAAGAUAUAGUUUGCUCAUUCUUUUGAUUGGUUCAAGUUGUUGGACCAUAGCUUCCAGUUUCCAGACUAGAGCUGAAAUGGAAUAUCCAUCCUGGUAAUUCUGCAAUGAAAAGAAAGUGUCCUACCAAAAGUCUGAGACAGGAGAAAAGGUUGUACAACAGUCUCCUGUUAUUGCCCAGAUGUGGGCCAUAAUACUUGGUACAUUGAUUUAACAUGGUGUCUUUGGCGUGUUUGGAAAAACUUUGAAGUUAAAAGGUAAGGUACUUCUUUCUAAUGCAGUUCAGAUCUUCACUGUGAAGUUCAUACGAGGGAAAAAGGUUCUAUGAAGCCAGUCGUGAAUAAUUUCUGCGUCUCUUUUACCCUUUUUUUUUUCUUUUUUCUCUUCCGCCAAUGAAGUUGUGGCCCAGGUUCCAUUUCCUAUGUGUAUUAUAGAGAUAAUUCUCUUCAGAGUUCAAAAGCUCGCAUUGACUCAUUGGAGACAGCUGAAAUUUCUCGGGAACCAAUUGAGCUUUUGGUGAUGGACACUCCUGUUGGCUUCAUUUGCAUGAUGAUGCUCACACUAUGUUUCUCUCUUCCCAAGGGCAUGUGAUAAGAGUUCAAUUUUUGAGGCACCACUUAAGAUCGUCAAAGAUGGAAGGGAAGCUCACUAUAUAGAUCCCAUCAGAGGGGAGGCUGACUGGCGGGGCAGCUAGAACAAGAAGCUCGAGAAGGCAAAGGGGAGCAAUUGCAUCUGAAGCUGGUAAGCUGCUACAGUGACUCAGCGAGUAGAUAUCAGAGUUCAGCAUUUGACAUUUGAGAUUGGAAGAAUCCAUAAUUUUUGGGUUCCUUUGGUUGUUCAAUUCUGGUUUGUGGAAUCCUUAUUUUUUGAAUCAAUGGAGUUACUACUCUGGUUUAGUUUCAUCUCGUAAAUUCAGAAUUCCUUGGUUGCACACCAUUGGACUUGACAAUGGAUGGUUCACUCAAAACGAAGUUGUCUGCAAGGCAUUUAACUACCCCUAACUACCAUUGAUUUAGCAUGGUAUCUUGUGUUAAAAUGCGGUGAACCAUUCAAAUUAUGUCAAACACGGAAUCAAAAGAAUUUUGGAAAUAUGUUUAGGGAAAGACGAAAAUAUUCGGAAUGGAACACGACCUAAAUUGGCUGAGUUAAAGCACAGAACUUACUAAUAAAGAUGAAGGCAGCAGACCAGUUUCAUACAGCAGGGGC
Oryza brachyantha (malo sina) is the source of this 2782-nucleotide messenger RNA. Its product is annotated as pentatricopeptide repeat-containing protein At2g13420, mitochondrial-like. The transcript is spliced from 2 exons. Gene Ontology annotation, molecular function: protein binding. Lineage: Eukaryota; Viridiplantae; Streptophyta; Magnoliopsida; Poales; Poaceae. The coding region runs from base 1 to 1563 and encodes 520 amino acids. The record is from RefSeq and is a predicted model, not a curated record.